Molecule: messenger RNA, 1374 nt
Organism: Capronia coronata CBS 617.96
Lineage: Eukaryota; Fungi; Ascomycota; Eurotiomycetes; Chaetothyriales; Herpotrichiellaceae
Exons: 5
Coding region: 1-1374 (457 amino acids)
Biological process (GO): transmembrane transport
Cellular component (GO): membrane
Molecular function (GO): transmembrane transporter activity
Source: RefSeq, a predicted model, not a curated record
AUGGUAUUCUCAUGGCUGCGACGAACCACAGAGCAUCCAGACGAGACAGAGCAGCAACCACUCCUCCCGCAAGAUGGUUGUCUUCAGGAGACAUCAGAGAGGAGUCUCUGCCUGGCAUCAUCUCCGGAAUUGAAGCACGAGGCACUCCAUCAUCCCGCUUUCACGGUCCUCAAACAGCUGGCUGUCAUGCUCAAUUUUUUCAUCUGUGGUGUCAUUGUGACGGGUAUUGGUGUCUUAUUGCCUGAGAUUGGCGCCUUCUACGGUCUCAAAGAUGGCACGACGGCACUUAUCUUCCCCACAGCAGUGACGGGCUAUGUCUGUUCCACCGUGGUGGUCGAGCUCAUCCAUGGCCGUCUCGGUCGGCGAGGGAUUGCAUUCCUCUCGCCCGCGAUCCGCCUGGUCGCAAUGUCUCUCCUAGCAACAGGCUCGUCCUUCCACGUCACCUUGGCCGGCUACUUCCUCGGCAGUUUCGGGAUAGGACUGUCGGACGCUGGGUUCUGUGCAUGGGCCACCAGCGUGCCUUACGCCAGCAUCGUCCAAGGAUUCAUGCAUGGAUCUUUUUCCGUGGGCUCCAUCCUAGGACCGCAAGUGGCGAAUUUGAUGUUGAAGAAAGGAUUCAAAUGGUUCGAGUUCUAUCGCAUGACGGGACUGCUCUUGGUCAUCGAACUCGUGGUCCUGGGUAUCGCGUUCCGUCUCGAUGACGCAGAUCACUAUUCUGCGAACCAUGAUGAUUCGGAUGAAGUUGAACCGCACAGCCAUAACGCUCUGACGCAUCGAGCGACCUGGAUCUGUGGCGCCUUCUGUUUCUUCUACGUCGGCCUUGAAGGCUGCUUCACUGACUGGAUUGCCGUCUACAUGCGCCGCGCGCGACACACCGACCCGACCACAUCCUCACUGGCCACUUCCAUGUUCUGGAUCGGCAUGUCCACAGGCCGCUUCACGCUCGGUCCGCUCAGCCAGUACAUAGGCGUCAGGAUGGCAGUUGCAGGAUACUUGCUGGCCUUGAUGGUUCUGCAGGUCCUGUUCAGACUCUUGACCAACGUCACUGCUUCGUUGCUUCUUGUGGCAGGUAGCGGCCUGUUCUGCGGGCCCAUCUUCCCUUCUGCAAUCUUGCUUCUGUCUCUCAAACUGCCCUCUCGUGCACAAGUCGGCGCGGUCGCAGCGGUGGGCGCCCUGGGCCAGGUGGGAGCGGGAAUCGCGCCUUUUGCAGUGGGCCAGAUGGCCGACAGCCUCGGCAUCAAGCACCUGCUCACCAUGAUUCUCGGCCUCUCCGCUCUGGCUCUGCUGGUCUGGGCCGUAUUUGCUAGACUGCCGAAGGCCACGUCAGAACUGCGACGGCAGUCUCUUGAAGAGAGGAAGCGUAUGUCGGUAUGA